AAGGGGACUUUCAAAGUUUGAAAUAACAGUCCUUACUUCUGCCUUUAUAUAAAGGAAGUGUCUACUGGUGAAACCCACUUUGCUUUGCCUUCUGAAGGGACCUGCACAAAAACCUCUUUAUCGCUGAAGCAAGAUGAAACUCUUUAUCAUGGCAGCGCUGAUGGUCUCCUACGUGUCUGCAAGCAUUUAUGGAGAUGUCACAAAGAUCGACACGACUGGAGCGUCCGAACAAACAGCUCGCCAAGAUAAACUCACUGUGAAGGGGGUGGCUGCAUCAAAUAAACUGGCUGAAAAUGAUCUGAAGAGGAUGGGGCUGUACAAGAACAUCAUCAUUAAAGUUGGCAGAGCUAAGCAGAUGGACCCAGCUGUGAUCGCAGCUAUCAUAUCCAGGGAGUCGAGAGCUGGAGCAGCGCUUGUUGAUGGCUGGGGAGAUCACGGCAAUGGCUUUGGACUCAUGCAGGUUGACAAACGUUAUCAUAAACUGAGGGGAGCCUGGAACAGUGAGGAACAUGUCACACAAGGAACUGAGAUCCUGAUUGAUUCUAUAAAAGCGAUACAGAAAAAAUUCCCAACAUGGCCCAAGGAGCACCAGUUUAAAGGAGGAAUCUCAGCCUACAAUGCUGGAACAGGAAACGUUCGCACAUAUGAGGGCAUGGACAUUGGGACCACAGGAAAUGAUUAUUCCAACGAUGUUGUGGCCAGAGCUCAGUGGUUCAAACGCAAUGGCUACUGAGCAACAUUCACUUGUUUUUCUCCGUGUAACAAACUUGUGCAACUCUGAGUAUGUCCUAAUUUCACACUGAUUAUGGGUUGUGUUGUUAUGUGCUUGUUUUAAGACUCUGUAAUUGUUCCAAAUCAUCAAUCACAGUGCUGAUUACAGAAAUUAAAAGCAUUAGUGACAGA
This is a messenger RNA of Silurus meridionalis, 903 nucleotides long. Its product is annotated as lysozyme g-like. Lineage: Eukaryota; Metazoa; Chordata; Actinopteri; Siluriformes; Siluridae. The transcript has 5 exons. Gene Ontology annotation, cellular component: extracellular region. The record is from RefSeq and is a predicted model, not a curated record. Gene Ontology annotation, molecular function: lysozyme activity. Bases 134 to 733 code for a protein of 199 amino acids. Gene Ontology annotation, biological process: defense response to Gram-positive bacterium; peptidoglycan catabolic process.